Molecule: messenger RNA, 1906 nt
Organism: Vigna unguiculata (cowpea)
Lineage: Eukaryota; Viridiplantae; Streptophyta; Magnoliopsida; Fabales; Fabaceae
Product: putative receptor-like protein kinase At1g11050 pseudogene
Source: RefSeq, a predicted model, not a curated record
UCUCAAUGGAAAACCACGUCACAUUACUCCUUCUCUUCCUCUUCAUCACCAUUCUCUUACCAGGUGCUGCUCCUUCAUCUUGUCCAAUCAACUUCACCUACGUUCAAACCUUCCCCUGGAACACUUCAACUUGCACAAACAAAACCAACACACAACCCUGUUGCUCAACCCUCAAAACCAUCUUCCACAUAGGCCUCUCCCAACAUCUCAAACAAACAUCUUUUUUUCAACUUCCCAAUGAAAACACUUCCUCCGUUUGCUUACAAGAUUUCCAAGAAAAGCUCACAACCUUGUCAAUUCACCCAUCUCUGGUCUCUUCUUGUUUCCCUGACCCCUCUCAGUUCGUCACAAACUCUUCCACUUGUGCAGGUGUUGUGACUUCUCGAGAUUGGGAACUGAAGGUGAACUUGGUUAGACUUAGCCCGGUGCAAACUUUCUGCAAAGACCUUCAUGACCAAACUAGCUGCCACAAUUGCAUAGCAGCAAGCUUGAAAGUGGCUCUUCAACUUACUAGUGAUAACCCAAAUGCUACAGAGAGGGAUUGUUUCUCCUUCGCAUCGCUGUAUGCUGCAGCGGUGGUUAAUCCAGAAGGCACAAAUGAUGUCACCACGAUCGGUUGCAUAUUGGGCGUGCAACUUUCUAGCGAAGUGAUGGCAAAAGGGUCAUCGAAUAAGAGAGGAAAAGUUCUGAAGGUGGUUUUUACGUUAUUGGGUGCUGCUGUUGGGGUUAUUAUUGUUUUUGUGGUGGUGGUGGUUAUGUACAGGAAGUGGGAGAGGAGAAGGAAGGAAAAUGUUUAUCACAGGGAAAUCGAAAACGGUGUGAGGAACAGUGUUUUGACGAACACUGGUGCGAAAUGGUUUCACAUAUCGGAGCUUGAGCGUGCCACUAACAGAUUUUCGAGGAGGAAUAAGGUUGGUCAAGGUGGUGAUGGGGUUGUGUACAAAGGGAAACUUGCGGAUGGCACUUUGAUUGGUGUUAAGGAGAGUUUGAAUUUGCAAAGUAAAGGGGAUGAAGAGUUCUGCUAUGAGGUGGAUAUCAUAAGCAAAAUAAAGCACAGGAAUCUUCUUGCUCUUCGUGGUUGUUGCAUUUCAAGUGAUAGUUUCAAAGGUAAGAGGAGGUUUCUGGUUUAUGAUUUCAUGCCAAAUGGAAACCUGAGUUACCAACUUUCAGUUGGUGGAUUAACAUGGCCACAAAGGAAGAACGUGAUCCUUGAUGUGGCUAAGGGGCUUGCUUAUUUGCACUAUGAAAUCAAACCACCGGUUUAUCAUCGUGACAUAAAGCCUACAAACAUACUUUUGGACUCCAAAAUGAAUGCUAAAUUGGCAGAUUUUGGGUUGGCCAUGCAAGGUAGUGAGGACCAGAGUCCUCUCGCCACAAGGGUUGCUGGCACAUAUGGUUAUGUGGCACCUGAGUAUGCUUUAUAUGGGAAACUCACUGAGAAGAGUGAUGUGUAUAGUUUUGGUAUUGUGAUUCUGGAAAUCAUGAGUGGAAGAAAAGUGCUUGAUACUUUGAAUUCAUCUGCUGAUGCAAUCACGGAUUGGGUGUGGACACUAGCAGAAUCGGGAAAGAUGAGGGAAAUUUUUGAUGAGUCAAUAAGAGAAGGGCCAGGGAAAGUUAUGGAAAGGUAUGUUCAUGUGGGAAUGCUUUGUGCUCAUGCAAUGGCUGCUUUGAGACCUACCAUUGCUGAGGCUCUUAAGAUGUUAGAGGGUGACACUGAUGUUCCUGAAUUACCAGAUAGGCCUGUGCCUUUGGGUCAUGCGUCCUUUCAAUCUUCUCUGUUGCAUGGUUUGCAAGGAAGUGGAAGAUCUAUGCAACAUGUUUCAUCCUAUUCAUAACAUUUGGUUGAUACUCAUAACAUUUCUUAGGCGUAGGAUUAACCCUUAGUGAGAGUUUUUUUUUUUUUUUU